AUGGCUGAUUCAAAGCCAGACCCUUCUGGCUACAACCCGAUUUUUGUCGGAGAGCUGCCGGGGAAUAAGAACAAGAAGCCCAUUCCUAAAUGGGUUCCGGUUGCUCUACUAGCCUUCUCAUCUGCUGCAUUGAUAGUCCCUAUCGUGAUGCUACGCCGACAUAGAGCCGCUACGCUUGGAAAAGCACUGGCCGACGCGCCGCCCCCUCCUCGCCGUACCGUCUCCAAGGGCAUACCAAUGGCAAACCCGACGACAAAACCACCCGUGUUUUCUAUCAGAGAUCCAGUACCUUCGACAUCUACCUCGGCCUCUUCGUCCAUGGCGGCCAAGGCUGAAGAUAAUUUCAACGGUGCUCUUCAUAGCGCGAAGGCGUUCGGCAUCGCAACUCUAAUGGUGGGAGCCGGAGCUGCUGCCACGGUUUACGGAGUGAGACAGUAUAUGGGCGUGCAGACAACACAUGAAUUCGCGAACAGGAUGCGCGAUGCCAUCUUGACCCGAAUGCCCAGCUUAUCUGCCCGCAUAUACCGGCCGCCGAAAGCUGAGGAUGGAGACCCCUUGUUGCUGCCAGACCCUCCUGAAGAGUCCUCGUCGACACUGGACGCUGCCGAGGAGUGGUCGUGGCCAGAAGCCGAGCGACGAUUGAGGGAGGCAUUUGACAAGCACGGGUUCUAUGGCUGGGCUGCUGCUGCGAUGCAUGAGUUGGAGGCUGAAGGACGAAUAGAGAGGGCGAAGAGAGGUCAUGUUUAG
Molecule: messenger RNA, 747 nt
Organism: Dichomitus squalens LYAD-421 SS1
Lineage: Eukaryota; Fungi; Basidiomycota; Agaricomycetes; Polyporales; Polyporaceae
Exons: 3
Coding region: 1-747 (248 amino acids)
Source: RefSeq, a predicted model, not a curated record